UUCCCAUUCCCGGUUGCUACGCACUUUUGGCUCCGCUGUCCUUGUUCCCUCCACUACAUAUAUCCCCCGGUCCCCCUAUUCCUGAUGCUACUUAGCCGCUUCGAAUGACUAUUUUCAAUCUCACUGAAGCUUAGCCUACCUCAUCACCUCUGAUGAGUUGAGUCUUGACUGCUAGCAUUGCAGCGGGGGUAGAUAUGGAUCCGCAAGCUGAGUUGAUGAGUAACGGAGGAGGCGGCGGCGGCGGAAGGGACUUCCAGGCCGCUCCUAUUGCUCCGUAUAGCUUGACUGAGAUCUGGCCGUUCACAAUCAAUGCCGCCGGCCCGGCGGCGUAUGGGUUGGGGAUGCCCGCGAAUGUGAGUCUAGAGCACUGUGCGCCGUUGAGUGAUCCGCGGUUUUCGGACCAGACAGUGAAUCAGAACGGCAGCAGAGCUAGGAAGCGACGCGAGGAUGACGAAUCAGCUAAGGGAGUUUCCACCAGCGGCAAUGACUUGAAUGAAAGUGAUACUAAGCAACUAAAGACAGUAGGUUCAAAUGAUAACCCUGAGUCUGAAGUCAAUGGGGAAGGGACUCCUGGAAAGCCAUUAGAACAACCUGCAAAGCCCCCCGAAGUGCCCAAAGAUUACAUCCAUGUUCGUGCACGGAGGGGUCAAGCAACUGAUAGUCAUAGCUUGGCAGAAAGGGCCAGAAGAGAAAAGAUCAGUGGAAGAAUGAAAAUUCUUCAAGAUAUAGUCCCUGGUUGCAACAAGGUUAUUGGCAAAGCACUGGUCCUUGAUGAGAUUAUUAAUUAUAUCCAAUCAUUACAACGUCAGGUUGAGUUUUUGUCAAUGAAGCUUGAAGCAGUUAAUUCAACAAUUAGCCCCGGAAUCGAAGGAUUCCCAUCAAAAGAUUUUCCUACACACACCUUCGAUGCAUCUACAAUAGUGUUUGGUUCACAAGCUACUCGAGACUAUCAUCGGGGAGCUUCACCAGAUUGGCUGCACAUGCAAACUGGUGGUGGAUCUGAAAGAACCGCAUGAGUGAAUAGACAAAUGAGGAUCCAGUGCUGCUUUCGCUCUUUGUCCUUUUCCAUUCGGCAAUACUACAUAUGUCUAUUAGUUCACAGACGAGAAAGAGUACUUCUGAUGUUUUUCGCAUACCCUUAGCAUGCUUCUUCAUGCUUUGUAACUUGCUGCACAAAAAGACCAUUAAAUGAAAUUUCUUCGGGUGAAAGUGGUUUCGUGUCCAUCUUGGGAUUUUGCAACACAGAAAAUGUCGUUGAUUUGAGUAUUGAACAUUAUUGUCUGCAAUGCAAUGCUCCUCCUGUGAGGUUUGAAAUGGAUGGAAUGAUAGAAUCUAUUGAACUGAGUUUAGACUGAAUUGGAUCUCUUAAAUUAUAAAUAAAAAUUGUUUCUAAAUUUAUAUACUACCUCCGUUCUUAAAUAAGUGUAACAUGUGACUACAUUUUAUUUAUUGAUGACUUGAUGUAUUAAUAUUUUUUUUUGAAAAAUAUAUUAUUAAAUUUGUCUCA
Molecule: messenger RNA, 1507 nt
Organism: Cuscuta epithymum
Lineage: Eukaryota; Viridiplantae; Streptophyta; Magnoliopsida; Solanales; Convolvulaceae
Source: the annotation of a GenBank genome assembly